AUUCAUCUUCUCCCAUGAGCAACGUCAAGCAAGAAAUUAAACAGGAAGACAAUGGAGACAAGGUCGAUGAGCCCGAACUCAUGUCGGACCCUGAAGAUUAUCUUGAAAAGGGCGAGUCCUUGGACAUGGAUCUCACCAACGGCAACCAGAAAAUCUGGUUGGUCAAGUUACCCAAAUACCUUGCCACAAAGUGGCAGAACCCCAACUUGAUGGGCAAACAGCUCGGGAGAGUCAAGAUCAGAAACACCACCGCCAACGGCCACAAGAAGCUUGAGGUCAAGUUGGUGGUGGAUGAUUCCACUGCCAACGACGAGAUUCCCCAGGAAUAUGAUAUCUCCAUUCUCAACACCCAGGUGAGAAACUCGUAUGUGUUUUCGGAAGAGAACCUUCAGCGAUUCAAAGCCGAAAACACCGAGUUGAGUAGCGACCGGCCCAUUGAGAAGACCCCAGAGGUUGAGGAAGACUACCGUCAAAGACGGUACAACCGUUUCGGAAAUGGUCAGAACCAAAAUCAAAACCCAGAUGCGGUUCCGUUUGUGAAAACCAUCCCCAAAAAGACCGCCUUAUGCGGCAAAAUCUGCCACGAUUGCCAGAUAAGACCUUCCAUCACCGACAAACGGGCCAAGGACUAUGCGGCCAGAAAACACACGAUCCAAAAGGAAAAAGUCCGGCCUAAGGUGGUUUUAUUGGACGAGAUUCCGGGCGUGCUGCAGUCCAACGCCGGGCCCUCGUUUAAGGGCAGAGGCACCAAUGUGUUUCUCAAGCCCAAUACCAACAAGAACAAAAAUGAGGGCAGGGCCAUCAGAAUGCCCCAGAAGGACUUGUUGGACUUAUUGUUCAGAUUAUUCGAAGAAUAUGAAUACUGGUCCAUCAAGGGCUUGAGAGAGAGAACCAAGCAGCCCGAGUCGUACUUGAAAGAGUCAUUGGACUCCAUAGCCAACCUCAUCAAAAAGGGGCCUUAUACCUCGAAGUACAAUUUAAAACCUGAGUAUAAGAAGUUGAGAGAUGCCGAACGGGCAGCCAAGGCCGGGUUGGAUAUCAACCAUAAUGACAAUAACGACCAAGAAGAAGAGGAAGAGGAUGACGACAUGGAAGAUGUUCUUUAGGUGUUGUUCAACAUCUCCUCAAUCUAAGAU
Yamadazyma tenuis ATCC 10573 is the source of this 1136-nucleotide messenger RNA. NCBI's taxonomy places the organism in Eukaryota, Fungi, Ascomycota, Pichiomycetes, Serinales, Debaryomycetaceae. The record is from RefSeq and is a predicted model, not a curated record.